This is a messenger RNA of Ilex paraguariensis (yerba mate), 2633 nucleotides long. NCBI's taxonomy places the organism in Eukaryota, Viridiplantae, Streptophyta, Magnoliopsida, Aquifoliales, Aquifoliaceae. The record is from the annotation of a GenBank genome assembly.
AUGGCACGUUCCGGUAAUCCGAAGUUUUCACUUUUUCAUGGCCUUGUUCUCAUACUUCUAUGCUUUUGGUUAGAGGCUUGCAUUUCCAGAGACACAAUUACAUCUACACAAUCCAUCAAAGACCCUGAAAUUAUAGUCUCCCUUGGAAAGACCUUCAAUCUGGGAUUCUUUAGUCCUGUUAAUACUACAAAUCGUUAUGUUGGUAUCUUGGACAACAUCCCAGUGACGACUGCUGUAUGGGUUGCCAAUAGAGACAAGCCUUUGAAUGAUUCAUCUGGGAUUGUGACGAUAUCCGAGGGUGGUAAUCUGGUAAUCUUGAAUGGGCAGAAGGGGGUCAUUUGGUCAUCAAAUGUUUCGAAUCCUGUGGCCAAUUCAAGUGCCCAGCUUCUAGAUACCGGGAACCUUGUCUUACGAGAAAACUCUAGUGGAAGGAUCAUAUGGGAGAGUUUUCAACAUCCUUCAGACUCAUACUUACAGAAGAUGCGACUUGGUACUGAUGCAAAAACAUGUGAGAGGACUCUGUUGACAUCAUGGAAAAGUCCCUCGGAUCCAUCCAUUGGAACUUUCUCUUCCGGAGUUGAUCCUCUAAACAUCCCUCAUCCAUACUGGCGUAGUGGUCCUUGGAAUGGUCAGGUUUUUAUAGGAAUUCCAACAAUGCAUAAAUCAUAUGACGGUGAAUUUACUCUUGUCGAUGACAAAAAAGGAACUGUUGAUCAAACUUUCAGCUAUGCCAAUGAUUCCAUUGUAUUAUACUUCCAGUUGAAUUCUGAAGGAUUUCUCCAGAAGAAGGCUCGGUUUGUUGGGAAAGUAGACUGGUACGUGUUGUGGUGGGCGCCAACAAAUGUGUGUGAUGUUUAUGGCAAGUGUGGACCAUUUGGAAGCUGUAAUUCAGUGGAGUCACCAAUUUGUACCUGUUUAAGGGGAUUUGAGCCAAAGCAUAUGGAUGAAUGGAGUCAAGGAAAUUGGUCUAGUGAAUGCAAAAGAAAGACACCAUUGCAAUGUGAGAGAAACAAUACAGUCAAUGAAAAGGGAAAAGCGGAUGGAUUUUUGAAGCUUGAAAGAGUAAAAGUACCAGAUUUUGAGGUGUGGGUACCUGGUCUAGAAGACAAUUGUGGAAGCCUGUGCUUGAAUAACUGUUCAUGUACAGCUUAUUCAAGUUACUCUGGAAUUGGGUGUAUGCAAUGGAGUGGAAGUCUAAUUGACAUCCAAAAAUUCCGAGAUGGUGGGGCGGAUCUUUACGUUCGAGUGGCAAAUUCAGAGCUUGACAAAGAGAAGAAUGUUAAAACAGUUCUCGCAAUUACAAUAAGCAUAGGGUCAGUCACCAUUGCAAUCUGCGCAUAUUGUUUUUGGAGGUGGACGGCCAAACACAAAGGGAAAAAUGCCAGAUGGGCAAGAAAUAGCCGUGAAAAGACUUUCAAGAUUUUCUGGACAAGGUCUAGAGGAGUUUAUGAAUGAAGUUGUGGUGAUUUCUAAACUCCAGCAUCGCAAUCUUGUCCGACUUCUUGGCUGCUGUGUAGAAGGAAAAGAAAAGAUGUUGAUAUAUGAAUACAUGCCAAAUGGAAGCUUGGAUACAUUUCUUUUUGAUUCACUAAAACAAGAACUCCUUGAUUGGAGUAAACAUGCCAACAUCAUUGAAGGGAUUGGUCGUGGCCUGCUUUACCUUCAUAGAGAUUCCAGAUUAAGAAUUAUUCAUAGAGAUUUGAAACCGAGUAACAUUUUGUUGGAUGCACGGCUAAACCCAAAGAUUUCAGAUUUUGGCAUGGCAAGGAUUUUUGAAGGCAACCAAAAUCAAGCCAAUACUAGAAGGGUCGCUGGAACAUACGGCUAUAUGGCACCCGAAUAUGCAUUGGAAGGAAUAUUUUCAGAAAAGUCUGAUGUCUACAGUUUCGGAGUGUUGAUAUUAGAGAUUAUAUCAAGGAGAAGGAACACCAGCUUUUAUGAUGAUGAGCACUCUUUAAGCCUUCUAAGAUUUGCAUGGAAAUUUUGGAAUGAAGGUAACAUUGGUGCUCUAGCAGAUCCAAUGAUGUCUGAUCUGCGCUUCAGAAUGGAAAUAUCGAGAUAUAUACAUGUAGGACUAUUAUGCGUCCAAGAAUCUGCAAAAGAGAGGCCAAAUGUGUCGACUGUGCUUUUGAUGCUUGGUAGUGAAAUUGCAGAUCUUCCUUCCCCAAAACAACCUGCAUUUACCGAACGACAUGUUUAUUCAGAGAUACAGCCUUCUCAUCAGAGUCAAAAACAGGGUUCUAUCAACAAUCUCACCGCCACAACCAUGGUGGGCCGAUAAUUUGCAAAUCAUGAGAAUGAUUUUCAUUUUUUGGUCUUCCCAUUAAAUUAACUAUGUAGCAUUAGGUUACAUUGUAAAUGAUAAUAGAGUGGUUUUACAACCCCAGUAUCAUUAGGCUGCAUAAUUCUAAGUAUGAUUGCUUCUUCAACGUAUAAUCGACACAACAUUGAUAAUUAUAAACUUAGCCUUAGUUAUUUCGGAUGAUAAAUGGGUAGAUUUAUCAAACUUGUCAAUUAAGAUGUCAUUUUAGAGUGACGGGGGAAAACCUUUUUGGACAUGUAUGAAGGAUGAUUAUUCAUUUGGCAGUCACCCAGUCACUCUAGAUCUUCAGUUUUCUCUCUCUCUCUCUCUC